Molecule: messenger RNA, 5649 nt
Organism: Anopheles marshallii
Lineage: Eukaryota; Metazoa; Arthropoda; Insecta; Diptera; Culicidae
Product: collagen alpha-1(XI) chain-like
Exons: 12
Coding region: 1-5649 (1882 amino acids)
Molecular function (GO): extracellular matrix structural constituent
Source: RefSeq, a predicted model, not a curated record
AUGCAGCAGUUGCAUCAGUACGGCGUGUCCUUCCAUCGUCCCCGGGGGCGAAGGAAGCGUCACGAAAUGACUAACCCCCCAAGCUGGGUUAGUGCGACACCGAUGAUGAUGAUGACGAUGGUGAUGAUCGUUGGUGGGUUGAUCGUGCACGCAGCUGCCGACCCACGGACGGAUGGUCUCGUUGACAUGAUCGAACAGUUCGGUAUGCCGAGUUUACCGUCCGGCGUAUCACCCACCACCGGCAUGUGCAACGGCAGUCGAAACCAGUAUCAGUUGCAUCCGGAACCAGCGUACAACCUCAACCAAGACACGGUGCUCAGCAUACCAACGAUAACGACUUUUCCGGCAGGGUUUCCAAUAGAUUUUUCCUUACUGGUAACGCUCCGCGCUAGUCCAAACCUUGAACGGGCCCCACUGUUUGCCGUCUAUUCGAGUGACUCGGACGAGAUACUGAUGCUGAUGGUGGGCCGUGACGUUGCGCUGUACUACUAUGACGGCAACCCGGAAGAUGACGAGCAGGAUCAGUAUCAAAACAUGGUCAGCUUCGGUGUGAGCAUUGACGAUGGGCAUUGGCACCGGUUGGGUUUGAGUGUUAAAGGGAACUCGGUAACGCUGAUCCUGGACUGUGGUACGCAGAUCACGCGUCCACUGAACAGACGGCCCGGUGUACAGCUCGUUACGGAUGGACUUAUACUGACGGGGUUGCAGCUAAACGAGGAAAACGGAUUCUUUACGGGUGAUCUUCAACUUUUCAUGAUUGCAAACACACCGGACGAGGCGUACAACAUCUGCACCAGGUACGCUCCCGAUUGCCCCGGCGGAGCAUCCUCCAGCGGUUCAGGAUCCUCUUCCUCUGUAACGCGCACCGUCACGAUACAGAGUACGCGCACGGUGUCCAACGGUACAGCGGGGGGGUCGGUUACUCGCUCGCAAAGCAGUAGCAGCACUAGCUCCAGUUCCAGUGGACGAGCGUCCUCUCAAGCGGCCGGUGCUAGUAUUCGCGAUCAGGUGUUGCGAGAGUCGGUAUCUGUUGCCGGCGGAAGCAACUCGGGAAGUUCCCGUGGGAAACAGACAGCAUCGGCUGGCUCGUCCGGUAGUGGCAGAGACUUUGUUGAUCUGUACGGUGAUGGUGAAGGUUUGGAGGCGAUUGGAGAUGACGAUGAUUAUUACAACAAUUUAGAGUUCGGCGGAGACUUAAGUCGAGUCGCUACAGCGGAGACACACCCGGAGAGGAGUUCGAGGAACCGAACGGAAGUAACUCCGGGAGCUUACGAUCAGUUGCGUCCUGGUGUUUUGCCUUUGCCAGACCCGGAAUACGAUGCAUCGGCGGGUGGGGAGCCAAGACCGACGGGUACAGGAGGUCCAACAACAAGGCCACGUGUGAGUGCUGUGAACCGCACAAGGACGGAAUCUGGUGGUUUCGGUCCAGAAUUUGAAGAAGAGGAGGAUCGUUCUAUUGGAUUCCCUGCCCAAUCCACCGUAACCAUCGUUGGAGGUGUUAAGACCAUACGGGGACCUCGUGGACCUCCGGGAGAUCCAGGCCCGAAAGGAGAACCAGGUCGGGACGGAUUGGGCGGACAGUCGGGACCUCCUGGACCAGCAGGGCAUGUGUUCAUGAUGCCACUCACCUCGGCCGGUAACGAAAAAGGACCCGACUCACAGGCGGAAGCAUUGCGACAGAUGCUUUCCCAACACAUGACAGCGAUGCGUGGUGCGGACGGUCCGAUGGGACUGACAGGAGUUCCCGGUGCUGUCGGACCACCCGGGCCUGAGGGAGCCAAAGGUGAACCGGGAGAUGUUGGCGAACCUGGACCGAUCGGACCUCGGGGUGGUGUCGGUGCAAAAGGACGCGAGGGACGCCGUGGACGAUCGGGAAGAGAUGGAGAGCGAGGAGCAACCGGUCUGCAAGGUGGCAAAGGAGAACAAGGCCCCAUUGGAUUGCCCGGUUUCCCAGGAGAGAAAGGCGAACGUGGCCGGCAGGGAUCCGUCGGUGAGAAAGGUACCCAAGGGCAUGAUGGCGCACAAGGUGAAGACGGUCCUCCGGGACUGCCGGGUUUACCGGGUGAACUUGGGCCGCGUGGUUUCUCCGGGCCGCGUGGCUUUCCUGGUCCGUCGGGUAAUCCAGGCCUUCCCGGUUCGGAGGGUAUCUCCGGCUCGAAAGGAAAUCCAGGACCACAAGGACAACCAGGCGCACCGGGUCAAACAGGAUCGCCCGGUCCGGUAGGACCACCCGGUCCACAGGGAAACCUUGGACCACCGGGAAUUCCCGGUCCGCACGGCAAGCCGGGUCUUCCGGGACUUCCUGGAGCCGAUGGACCACCGGGUCGGGACGGAAAUCCAGGCAUCGGUGGACCCAAAGGUGAUGUUGGUCCACAGGGCGUUCAAGGCCCGAUAGGCUUCCCCGGUAACCGAGGACCGAAAGGUGAUGACGGUGAACGUGGUUCUGCUGGCGAUAAGGGUGAAAAGGGCGAACUAGGACACGAUGGUGAUAAAGGUGAUAUGGGAUCCCCGGGCGAACGUGGACACCCAGGUGUAACUGGAGCACCCGGUUCGGAGGGACCCGAAGGACCGAAAGGUUUCGAAGGUCCACGAGGAGAAACGGGCAUGAUGGGACUGACUGGUGAUAAGGGAAAGCAAGGCGUGCAGGGUUUUCCAGGCUAUCCAGGACCACCAGGUGAUAAGGGAGACAAAGGAUCCUUUGGAAUGGCCGGUCUGCCAGGCGAGAAGGGUGAACGUGGAAAUACUGGACUUCAAGGAGAGCGUGGGGAAGUUGGUCCAAGGGGAUUCCGAGGUCCGCGUGGUAGACGAGGAGCAGAUGGGACCACCGGUCCAAAGGGUGAUACCGGACAGCCAGGAUCUCCCGGAGCGCAGGGUGAAAUUGGUAUGCAGGGUCCAGAAGGACCACGCGGCUUCAUUGGACUUCCAGGACCACCGGGAAACAAUGGCAAAGAUGGACCUCUGGGAGCUUCAGGCGAACGUGGACCUCCGGGUGAAAAUGGGAAUCCGGGUCCUAUUGGGGCUCCGGGAGUUGUUGGCCCGCAAGGACCAACAGGAGAACCGGGACCAGUCGGAGAACCAGGCAUUCCGGGACUCCCGGGUUUGCCAGGAGAACCUGGCGUACCGGGAGAUACUGGCAAAGAAGGUCAGAACGGUCCUCCUGGACCACCCGGUAAGAAUGGACCGCAAGGUGGACAAGGCCUGCCAGGAUUUCCGGGUGAACGUGGUAUGAUGGGAAUGCCCGGAUUGCCCGGUCUGAAGGGAGAGCUCGGGUUGCCCGGUCUGCCGGGACCGAUCGGUGACAAGGGUCAACCGGGAGAAUCUGGCAAGGAAGGACCACCAGGCGCGGAAGGACGUCCUGGACCACCCGGGCCAACAGGUCCAUCAGGGGCAAAGGGUGAACGCGGCGAGCAGGGUUUAGUCGGACCAGUUGGACGAGACGGUUUGCCCGGACAACGGGGUCUAGCUGGACCACCUGGUCCGGUAGGAUCGCCAGGAGAGGACGGUGACAAGGGAGACAUGGGACCGCCGGGAGAGAAAGGUUUCAAGGGUGCUCAAGGUGAAUCGGGACCUGUCGGAUCACCUGGAUCGCAAGGAAGUCGUGGAGAACCGGGCGCUAUUGGACCAUCGGGUGAGAAGGGACCUCCGGGAGAGAUUGGACGUACGGGACCGAAAGGUGAAGAUGGACCAACCGGUUUACCCGGCUCACCUGGGCCGGCGGGACCUCAAGGAAUGCCAGGACCACCGGGCAUGAAAGGAGGCCGAGGUGAUGAUGGGCCGCCAGGAUCUAUUGGACCCGCUGGACCACCGGGAGAAGCGGGUAGACGUGGACCACGCGGCGCCGAAGGUGGUCCCGGCGCACCAGGAUCGCCCGGUCCGCAAGGCAUUGCGGGUGAACCUGGCACGCAAGGACCUCCCGGUCCGGUUGGACCCGAGGGCAAGGAGGGCGAAAAAGGUUCCAUUGGACCCAAGGGCGAAGAAGGAAAAUCGGGACCACCAGGACCACCGGGUAAACGCGGACAACCGGGCAUUGAAGGUCCCAAGGGUGUUGCUGGUCCACCCGGAUUCCCUGGAAAUCCUGGCGAACCGGGACUGGUGGGACCGAAGGGAGACGUAGGCAAGGAUGGAGACGAUGGUAAGCAGGGUGAAUCUGGCUUGCCGGGUGAACCGGGACCACCGGGACCUGCGGGUGAGAUCGGACCACCGGGAAAAAUUGGACCCGAAGGACCAGCAGGGCUGCAAGGUACAACGGGACUGGCCGGGGAAAAAGGAGACCGUGGAUUACCAGGACCUCCGGGAAAUCAAGGACUCACUGGACCACAAGGAAUGCCCGGAACUCAGGGACCAACGGGCUUAAGGGGAUCUCCAGGUCCAUCGGGUGAAAUCGGUCCCGUAGGAAAACCGGGUGAUAGUGGCGCACCUGGCAAAGCGGGAGAAGUAGGCGCCAAGGGACCGAAGGGAGAUCGUGGCCGGCGAGGCUUAAAAGGACAUCGGGGUGAGCUGGGACUGGUCGGUUUAAAGGGUGACUCCGGUGAGAAAGGUGACAAAGGCGUUCGUGGAGUGCAAGGCCCCGAAGGUACCAAGGGAGAUCCUGGUCCGGUGGGACCAUUGGGGCUCAAGGGUAACGAUGGACCGCAGGGACCGCCUGGACACGAGGGACCGUUGGGACCGAAAGGAACGGAAGGAGUGGCAGGCCUGCGGGGAGAACCUGGACCACCAGGACCGCCAGGACCACCUGGUCCUCCAGCUGAUGCGCCACUCAUUCCACCGGAACUAUUGUUCCGUAUGAAUGAGUUCACCUUGACGAAGGGUGAGGAUCGGCAGAAGCGUGACGCUGGUGCGGUUUCGGAAUUGGAUGAUGAAUUGUUCGAGGUGGACGACUUUGACGAGGAGAUCCUUAAAGUGGAACCACGCAAAAAGAGCAAAAAGAAGAAAUCAAAGUCAAAACCAUCGGAUCUGGGUCCGAAGUUCCUGGAUAUGUAUAGUUCGAUCUACUCGAUGCGACAGGAACUCGAUCGGAUACGUAAACCGGUGGGAACGCGGGAAAACCCAGCCCGAACGUGUCGUGAUCUGCACCAUGGCCAUCCACAGUUUAAAGAUGGCUGGUACUGGAUCGAUCCAAACCUUGGCAUGGGAGAUGAUGCGGUUUACGUGUUCUGCAACAUGACGGCAGCUGGCGAAACGUGCGUUUUCCCGGACAUUCACAGUUCUCAGAUGCCGACAAUACCGUGGCGCAAAGAGAACGACAAAACCGAUUGGUAUUCGAAUCUGCGCGGUGGUUUUAGGAUAUCUUACGAAACAGUCGGCACGGUUCAGAUGACUUUCCUGCGGCUUCUGUCGCAAGAAGCGUAUCAGAACUUCACGUACGCCUGCAUGAACAGUGUCGCCUGGUACAGCACGAAGGACGAAAGUUACGACAAUGCGAUACGGUUCCUGGGUGAGAAUGAGAUCGACAUCGGGUACGAGAACUCCAAGAUCAAACCGACCGUGCUGGUGGACGGUUGUAUGACAGGGCGUAGCAAGAGCGAGACGGUGUUUGAAGUGCGAACACCCAAGCUUCAAUACCUCCCAAUCAUCGACUUCUAUCCAAUCGACUACGGACUGCCACAGCAAGCGUUCGGAUUCCAGGUGGGACCGGUAUGCUUCAAAUAA